Molecule: messenger RNA, 1443 nt
Organism: Medioppia subpectinata
Lineage: Eukaryota; Metazoa; Arthropoda; Arachnida; Sarcoptiformes; Oppiidae
Source: the annotation of a GenBank genome assembly
CGACGCUAACAAGUGAUGCGUAAGAAAGGCGUAACUCAAACACUGAACUCGAGUAUAGUUGAGCCUAAUGUGCGAAAUGUAUGCGAAUUAGUAGUGUUUUUGGCAUUUUUGGUGUCAAUAGAAAUGAUUGUCAACUGAAUUGAGUGAGCGAUUAGUUGUGGACUCAUUUGGGAAGCGAUGGACAUGUCUUUACCACGAAAUACAUCACUUCUGGAGAAGUGGUUGGAAGACAUGCCUAACAGUAAUAGUGACGUGAAUGUGAAGAAAGAGCGCAAAGACGUGUUCCGAGACUUCUUCGCCUCAAAUGUGACCACAAAUACAAACAGCGCUUUGAAUGGACUGUCGAUGAAUGCAAUGCAAAGCAAUACCACUUCAGGACUCAAUCACAACAACAACAACAACAACAACACCGCCGCCAAUGAGACUAAGACAAAGAGUGACGAAAGCGAUGACAAGUCGUCAACAGUGGACUCGUCGAGUGUGGACGGAGUCUUCGGGUGGCAGACAGUGAACGAUAUACCGCUUCCGGUGAUUCUGCGCGAAGACGAACGACUGGUGGCCGUCAGGAUUGUCGAGUCGAAGGUGAUCGCGAAGUUCAGCUCAUUCUUGCCGUGGAAUGUCUUCUCGUGUAUAAACAUAAAGAGCUAUUAUAUGACCGAAAAUGAGGCCAAACUUCUGAAUGAUAUCAAUGUAAACCAUUGCGAGUAUCAGUUCGGUUGCGAUCCCUUCACCACCAAAGACGUGGUCGUCUGUCUCCCAGACGUCAACACAUUGUAUAAGUUUUUGAAUACGAGUAAAGAUAUCUUUCACUUCGGACUCUCAAAGAGUGGUAUCGAUUGGUUGGGUUUCAUCAACAUUUCGGGCUCUCAUAUAAUCCCAUACAUCGCCAAAAAGGCCAACAAUGCAAAGGGUGUCCAGAAAUAUGUGCCGCAAUCACUGGUCCAGCAAACGGUUCUGUUAGUGAAAGUGGAAAAAGCAGAAAUGACUGAAUGGGACGCCUCUUACCUGCGAAUGCUGUGCGCUUACGCGGCUCUCGAGCACAUCCACAUCCAGUCCAAUGACUCCCUGUGUCUCUUGAAUGACCUCAAAUGGGAUCCAUCGCUGUGUCCGCUGCACAUCGAAGAGUGCAGUCCUCCCAACUCGAAGCUCAUUCACCAUAAAUACAAUGUCAACAAAGACUACUCGUUCUCAAGCGCGCCUCAGGUGUCCGCGCGGACCAGCGCUCCGGCGAUGGACGAGUCCAACAAUUGGCUGAUGGCAUCGCAGGCCAGCACUUCAUCCAACGCUUUGAGAUCUUUACAUCAGAUCACAAGAGCCGACAUAAACGGCUUCGCAUUGAAGGCGAUUAACUUAAAGCCCUAUUCCACACAACAGGCGGUGUUUGUGAGCGAUGUUGUGACCAAAAUGUUUAGAGGCGUCUCUAUUCUCACCGCUCACUACAUA